UGCUGCCUCCCCACGGCUUCAACUCGCAUACUGACUUUGCUUCAGGUUCGGAAUCGGAUUCGGAUUCGGACUCGGACUCGCCAUCAGAAGUCUAUCAGGUUCAAGAUCCACAACGUAAAAACAAACGUUUGGAAUAAUUUUAAUUAGGCGACAAUGUCGUUUGGCAAGAUUGUGGUGCUCCUGGUCCUAGUCCACCUCAGCCAGUGUCUCGGAGACGCGGCCCCGUUUUUGGCCAGAGCCAUUUACUACCGGAGUACCCCGCCCGACGCCUUCGGCCACUACAACUUCGAGUUCCAGACCACCAAUGGCAUAACCACCAAGGGGGCUGGAAACGAAAACGGGGCCGUCGGAGUGGUGCAGUUCGUGUCCCUUGAGGGCAUUCCCGUGACCUUCUCGUACGUGGCCGACGCCAACGGCUAUCAGCCCACCGGGGACCAGAUUCCGGCCAUCCCGCUGCACGUAGUCCGCCAGCUGGAGUACAUCCGCACGCAUCCGCCGGUGGAUGAGCGUCGCUCGAGACGCUGGUAGUGCGCUCCGAUUCAAAAACAAUUCUAUAUUGACGCUUAAAAAGCCGUCGAUUGUCUGGCCGAACACCGUUACAGUUGCAGAAUAUUAUUAUUUCGUAUUUAUGUUUAUUGUUUUCCCAUGCAAAUGGGACGUACGAAGGCACAACAACAGGGCCAGCAACAGAGUCAUGCCAAAAUACAAAGCAAGCCAAUAAAUAUUCUAGAAAUAUAAAUAAAGUACUAGAGCUAAUUGAACUGAGUUCUGGAAGCCCGGAAAGCCUGCCUUCAGGAAGGAAGUUUAUCCAAUCAACAACAAUUUAAAUUCGAAAAAUACGUGGACGGUACUUUUAGGGAGUGCAUUUAUAAACAUACGUAUUUAUAUUUACUUGAACUUAUUAAAAAAUGCGGGCGAUUGCAACAUGUAUAUAUUCAAAUCAUCAUUUCAUGGCAUACAAAAUGUAUAUAUUAAAAUUACCUAAAUUAACAUAAUAAUUUAGUAGUUUUUAUUUGACCCAUUUCUCACAGUGUAGUAAUCGGCAUGAAAUAUGUGAAGAAUCCUAUAUUAAAACCAAAAGAUUUAUGGACUGCAUGACUAACUAAUCGGAAUCAUGUUUUCUAUGCUAAUCAAGCGCACUGAAAUGUCAGCUUUCAUCAGUUCAACUUUGCUUUGGGUUUUUUGGGGUGCAAAAAUGUUAAGCCUGUGGUUACCAUGUGGUUCUAUCGGUGUUUCAUAUUUCGUAUACCAUUUUUCGCAGUGUAGAAACCGGCAACUAUUAUUAUGAAAUAGAAUGGAAAUAACAAUGCUCAUUCCAAAA
Messenger RNA from Drosophila biarmipes, 1321 nucleotides. RefSeq names its product pupal cuticle protein Edg-78E (gene Cpr78Ca). The transcript is spliced from 2 exons. NCBI's taxonomy places the organism in Eukaryota, Metazoa, Arthropoda, Insecta, Diptera, Drosophilidae. The coding region runs from base 154 to 528 and encodes 124 amino acids. Gene Ontology annotation, molecular function: structural constituent of chitin-based larval cuticle. Gene Ontology annotation, cellular component: chitin-based extracellular matrix. The record is from RefSeq and is a predicted model, not a curated record.